This is a messenger RNA of Exophiala mesophila, 954 nucleotides long. RefSeq lists its product as uncharacterized. The record is from RefSeq and is a predicted model, not a curated record. The transcript has 2 exons. Gene Ontology annotation, biological process: mitochondrial respiratory chain complex IV assembly. Gene Ontology annotation, cellular component: mitochondrial inner membrane; mitochondrion. Bases 363 to 716 code for a protein of 117 amino acids. Lineage: Eukaryota; Fungi; Ascomycota; Eurotiomycetes; Chaetothyriales; Herpotrichiellaceae.
AUAAAAUACAAGUCACUCCAUCCCGUCUCCAACCCAAAAGGCAAAAAGAGCAGCUUACUGCGAACAACAACCCGGAGACCUCCUUCAGAAGGACAUUGCCAUUCUUGAAUUCCGACUAAGCUCUCUACCCUCGAACCUCGUCCUCUCCUGCAACCCCGAAACAAACACUUGCUGUAGGUCCAUUCGGCGCAUUCAUUCAUUCAAUUGAAUCAAACUCACCCACCUGCUGGCCGGAGGAGAUAUACCUCGAUAACUACCUACCUAUACAUAGGGUUGCUCGACAACCUAUAACCCUACACCGAACUGCCCUCACAAAAGGAGGCGACACCGCUGCCUCGCUCGCCAUAGCAUAGCAGGUCAAGAUGAUCACACGGUUUCUACGACGAUAUCUUGCGGGGACGAAUUUGGAAGUGUUCAAGUUCGGCAUGUAUCUAGCCUUCCCCAUCGGCUACAUGUACUACUUUGGCACGAAUCUCGAAGACCGGUUCUCAGUACCAGGGUUCUGGCCCACCAAGGAACAGAGCAAUACCAUUCCAUAUGACAAGGAAGAAAUCAAGGCCGAGGUCGAGCGGAUUCGAGAUGUGAUGAAGGAAAGGGAAUUGGAGAGACAGAGGAUCAAAGCACAAACUGAAAGAGCGUUUCAGGAAGUGAGGGAUAAAUUGAGGGAAGGGGGUGGGAGUGGGAGUCGGGAGGAUGGAAGUGUUGUUUCUUCGUGAAGAGAUGAUAAAAACCAAGUUGCAUUGCAUGGCAUGGCAUUGGGUCCGGUUAUGGAAUUCAUUCAGCAUGGCAUGAAAGAAAAGCUUGUAUGUGCAUAUCAUAUGGGAUCAUGAAAAGGUGGACAUGUUUGAUAUCAGACUCAUGGUUUAGAUGGGGGCGGGUUGGUGUAUUUGAACGAUACGGGAACACUUCUCUCUUCAUAGCUGUACAAUAAUUGAUACAUUAAUUUCUCAUAGA